CAGCAAUACUGGGGCGGGCAACCAAGCGGGAGGUUUAAAUUGCAAUUGUGUCCCGCUUGAAUCUUGGAAAACUAUCUCAAAAGCUGCCGAACUAUAUUUUACCUGGGUCUCCUAUCUACAACAGAGGAAAUGUCUCACAAAAGGCCGCUUCAGGAGUUGUCCCUUCUGAGUGAUAAAUUCGAGGGUUCAAUGCUGACCGACUCGCACCAGCGGAACAAACAGAAAAGCAGGGUAUGUCUUGGGGGUAUAGAUAAUGAGAACACCCCUACCGAACUCAUCCAGGAGUGGUCACCACCUCACAAGCACGCGAAGGUCGUCAUUAAAGGCAAAGAAAACCAAGGAAGACAGUUUGUUCUUGCUAGGCGAUCCAGAAAAAGCACGCAAUUCACAGUUGCAGUGUCCUGUUGGGAUAGUUUACCGGACGAGCUGUUGCUGCACAUCCUCUCCUGCCUGCCGCUACGGGACCUACUUAGGAUGUCCAGGGUCUGCAAACGAUGGCAUCGCCUGGCGUUUGAUGAGACACUGUGGCAGAGUGUGGAUCUGGUGGGGAGCACCCAGCUGGACUGUGCCCUGGGGCAGGUGCUCACAGCUGGGGUGAAGAGACUGCGCUGCCCCCAUACCUUCCUUGGGGAACCACAUUUCACUACGAAAGGGCACCUGCAUGUCCAGCACAUGGAUCUCUCCAGCUGCACUGCCAGCCCUUCAGUCCUGCUGGAUAUCAUCUCACGCUGCCGGCAGUUGAAUCACCUGAGCCUGGAAGGAAUGGAGCUCUCUGACGGCAUCAUCCAGUCCCUGUCCGAGAACCCAAACCUAGAGGAGCUGAACCUGUGCGGCUGCUCUGGCUUCUCUGCUGAGGUGCUUGGAGACAUGCUCCGGUCCUGUUCCCGGUUGGAGAAUCUUAACAUAUCGUGGUGUGACUUCAGCCAUGAUCACGUGAAGGCUGUGGUGGAUAACCUAGCGUGUAGCAUGGUCCACCUAAACCUCAGUGGCUACCGUCAGAACCUGACCAUGGAAGACCUGAAAACCUUGGUGGAGAGAUGUCCAAACCUCCAGGUUCUGGAUGUUAGUGACAGUGUUCUCUUGACGACGGACUGUUUCACCGUUCUUCUGGAACUGAAGGAACUCGUAAACCUGGGCUUGAGUCGCUGCUACCUCAUCCACCCUGCUUCCCUGGCUGACUUGGAGACGUUUCCUUCGCUGAGGACUCUGCAGGUAUACGGGCUGGUACAAGACAGCUACCUUCCUGCCCUGAAGAAGGGUCUGCCUCGCGUCAGCAUCAACAGCGAGCCGUUCUCCCGCGUCGCUCGUCCUACCCCCGUCGACCUGAGGGAACACCGCAUGUGGAACAUGAGGUGUCGGCUGAAAUAUAGGCUUUAGAACGCGUUAGUCGUCUCCAACUGCAUUCAAGGAAGUAUGUUGGUUUCCAAAGGACAUGUUCAGGUUGGGAGUCUCUCAGACUGUUGUGGAGAUGAUUUUAUAAGGGUCGAGUUUGAGCAUUAGGUUGGAAAGCUUUCAGCCAGUGCUGGUUGUCAAGUAAGGCAGAGAUUUCAUUAUGCCUUGAAGGUGCACAGUCAGGGUGAGAUUUUAAAAUGCAGGUACUAUGCAUUUCUUCUGUAUAACAAGCAGAGAACGUUGUAGGAUUUUUUUUCUUUUUAGGGUUCUCAUUUUAGAAAUGUUUUAAUCUUGAAUUGUUUUACCGGUAGAAUAUGAUAAGAAUGUGAAAGGAAGUGUAUUUGUAAAAUUGAUGAACAAAGAUAAAGCCAGAGAAUGUGGUGCGGUUUAUAUUUGCCUUAUGAAACAUUCCAAAGACAGACUUGCUUGAUAAAAGACUGGUCCUAACUUUGUUCAACUAUGUUGAUGAUGCUCACGUUCUUGAAGUUAUGUUACCAUGCCGAUGUGUAAUCAUUAAUGUACUGAAUGUCAAACAGAUGAAGCUAAUACUUGCCUAAAAACUGACUAUAGAACAAAUCCCACUAUUUAAAUCCCUUUUUGAAAGUCUGCAGCGUUUCAAAAAUGUCAUUUUUGUAACUUUUAUAUGUGAAUUUGAACAAAGAUAAGGCUGCUUCCGUUUAUGAAUUCAGUUCAUGUAAGAAGGGAUUGAUGUUACUCAGACAGUACAGCUUGUUUCAGUCAGCUACUUUAAACUGAAUGUUGGACUUGUCAUGCUAUGGAACUGGUCCAUGGGUGUUCAGUGUAAAAUUGUGAAUGAGAGCACUAAGGCAUCUGUAAUGUCAAUGUCAGCCACAAGAUGGCGCCCUGCACCCUUUUAUAUGGUUCUCAUUCUAGGUGUUGAAAGUUGGGCAUCCGUUAAGAAAUUGUUGGAACUUGAAUUUUUAUUCAUGCAUUGUGCAAACAUUUUGGAAAUGUCUACAUACAAUUAUGUAAAUAAAUGUUUUUAUUGCAAGUCUUUGUGAGUUUGUGCUAAGUUAAGGCACAACAUUAAGCUUUAAAAAAAAAAAAAAGGCUUACACUUUUGGCUCCAAGUGAUUUAAUAGUGAACCAAUAUUUCAGCACACAGUGCUGCUGUCUGGGUAAUAUAACUUACAAAUACACAACACAAUGCAGCCCAAAGCUAACAGCAGAUGUCCUAUAACUCCUAGUCAAAAGACAUAGCCUUUAAUGCAUUUAUUCAUUGUGCAACACGAGAACUGUUCACGUAAACUUCUCUUUUUGUACAUUGCCUGGUUUAUCAAGGAUUUAAUAAGGGAUAAUCUGCUCUUCGAUGUGAUUGGUUUUCAGGGUGCAUGAUUGCCCUGGCUGUGACCAGUUUUGAUCAUGUUCCACAAAACUAAACAUUGGUUUGGUUUUAAGGUUUAGUGCACUUUGUAGCUGUUCAUUAGUUUAAAGUCAACUCAAUAGCAAUGCGGCAUAAAGCUCAAAAGGCUAGAAAAGUACUUGGUCAGCCAAGCUGAAAAUAGAUUUAGUAAAUAAUGCACUAAUAUCAAAAUGUUCAAUCACUGCUCUCAACAAAUUUUCUUGAUAAGGUACAUUUUUGGCACUGUGUGGUAAGAAAAUAAAUACAAAUAAAAUUCUAAUCAUUUGACGAGAAUUGAACUCAUGGUUGGUAUAAAGGGCUUCCUUGGUAAAACCAUUUCAAACAGCGUCUGUAACAAUCAGCAUGAAUGAAAUAAACUUCAGCAGCAAGGACAAGCAUCACAAGUUACAACAGCAACUCACAGUCGAGAAUAUGAACCACAGAACACCACCAGGAAAGAUAUUUACAACAAUCUAAAUACACUUUCCCUGACAAAAGUUACAUUUUUUCACCCCCCCAGUGAUGCGAUGGGUCAACUGCAUUUGGCUACGUGUCUCAUUAGAGACGGAGGGAGGGCAGUGAACAGCAAAUCAGUAACAUUGAACUU
This is a messenger RNA of Hypomesus transpacificus, 3362 nucleotides long. It is a transcript of the gene skp2, whose product is annotated as S-phase kinase-associated protein 2, E3 ubiquitin protein ligase. Gene Ontology annotation, biological process: SCF-dependent proteasomal ubiquitin-dependent protein catabolic process. The record is from RefSeq and is a predicted model, not a curated record. Bases 130 to 1377 code for a protein of 415 amino acids. NCBI's taxonomy places the organism in Eukaryota, Metazoa, Chordata, Actinopteri, Osmeriformes, Osmeridae. Gene Ontology annotation, molecular function: protein binding. Gene Ontology annotation, cellular component: SCF ubiquitin ligase complex. The transcript has 10 exons.